AUGCGAGCUUCUCAGGUCACGUUCUCCGGGAUGCCUACGGGCAAGAAAUACAUGGGUUGGUGGGGCGACUUUGGCGGCCCGACCCAGAGGGGAAUCACCCAGUACGCGGUCUCACCAUUCCAGCAGAACGCUAUGAAGGGUGCCCUCCACUCGUACGUCUUCUACGGCUUCAAGCGCAUCAUGCAGCAGGCUCCUUACUUUGCCCUCCCCUUCGCUGCUGGUUACGGCCUCAUCGCUUGGGCCAAGAGCAAGAACGCCUACUACAACUCGAAAGCUGGUCACCUCGAGCUCGGUCACGACGAGUAG
Messenger RNA from Sporisorium graminicola, 306 nucleotides. RefSeq lists its product as uncharacterized. The transcript is spliced from 3 exons. The coding region runs from base 1 to 306 and encodes 101 amino acids. Lineage: Eukaryota; Fungi; Basidiomycota; Ustilaginomycetes; Ustilaginales; Ustilaginaceae. Gene Ontology annotation, biological process: mitochondrial electron transport, ubiquinol to cytochrome c. The record is from RefSeq and is a predicted model, not a curated record.